CUAUCUCUGAUUUGGGAGGGAAACCGAAAACCCCUUCUUUAAAUCUCUCAACCCUUGCAUUCAUUUCAUUCAUUCAGCUCUCCUACUGCCAUUUACAGAGGAAGAGAGGGAAUCCUAAGCUCAACAAUGUUUGCAGCAGAGAAUGGACUCAAGGGAGACCCAAGGCUUCAAGCCAUCUCUGAUUCUAUUCGGGUUGUACCCGACUUCCCAAAGAAGGGAAUAAUGUUCCAAGAUAUAACGACGUUGUUGCUGGAUCACAAGGCGUUCAAGCACACUGUUGACAUAUUUGUUGAUCGCUACAGGGACAUGGGUAUUUCUGUUGUUGCUGGGGUUGAAGCUAGAGGAUUCAUGUUUGGUCCACCGAUUGCCUUAGCUAUUGGGGCAAAGUUUAUCCCUUUGCGAAAACCUGGAAAGCUGCCAGGUCAAGUAAUAUCUGAAUCGUAUGAGCUGGAAUAUGGGACAGAUUGUUUAGAGAUGCAUGUUGGUGCUGUUCAGCCAGGUGAACGCGCUUUAGUGAUUGAUGAUUUGGUUGCAACUGGUGGCACUCUCUCAGCAGCCAUAAGAUUGUUGGAACGAGUAGGAGCUGAAGUUGUUGAAUGCGCCUGUGUUAUUGGAUUGCGUGAGGUUAAGGGGCAGCGCAGGCUUAAUGGGAAACCACUUUACAUUCUUGUGGAGCCUCGCGAAAUAGAUAAUUGUUGUUAAGGAGCGGCGCAGGCUUAAUGGGAAACCACUUUGCAUUCUUGUGGAGCCUCGCGAAAUAGAUAAUUGUUGUUAAGAGGAUGAUGUUGAGCAACUGCUUCACAAUUGUCAAUUCUUGGACUAAUGAGGGCUCCCCUGCCCAAUAUCCCACCAUGCCCAUCCUGUAUAAUUCUUUGUUCUUUGUUCUUUUUUUUCCUUCCCCCUAGGAAUGAAGCUUUGUACCACUCACAGCUGAACAAUCCAUGCAAACAACUUAUUGUUGGCCAAUUAAAUGUGCAUUUCUUUC
Rubroshorea leprosula is the source of this 985-nucleotide messenger RNA. Lineage: Eukaryota; Viridiplantae; Streptophyta; Magnoliopsida; Malvales; Dipterocarpaceae. The record is from the annotation of a GenBank genome assembly.